Sus scrofa (pig) is the source of this 2332-nucleotide messenger RNA. RefSeq names its product cyclin G1 (gene CCNG1). The record is from RefSeq and is marked provisional. Lineage: Eukaryota; Metazoa; Chordata; Mammalia; Artiodactyla; Suidae.
CUUCGGCUCCGAGCUGACCCUGCGAAGGGCAGUGUUGGCUCCGCAGCGCUGCGGAGACCUCCACCUAGGACGGUUUCCCCUCCCCGGGCCUCUCCCCUCUUUCCCGCGAUUCUCCUCGCCUCGUAGGCUUCUCGGAUCUAAUAUCGUGGGGUGAGGUGAGAGCAGGCCCGGGGAGGGUGGUUACCGCUGAGGAGCUGCAGUCGCGAUCAAGAUGAUAGAAGUACCAACAACAACUGACUCUCAGAAACUGCUACACCAGCUGAAUGCCCUGUUGGAACAGGAGUCGAGAUGUCAGCCAAAGGUCUGCGGCUUGAGACUAAUUGAGUCUGCACACGAUAAUGGCCUUAGGAUGACUGCAAGACUGAGGGACUUUGAAGUAAAAGAUCUUCUUAGUUUAACUCAGUUCUUUGGCUUUGACACCGAGACAUUUUCUCUAGCUGUGAAUUUACUGGACAGAUUCCUGUCCAAAAUGAAGGUACAGCCCAAGCACCUUGGGUGUGUUGGACUGAGCUGCUUCUAUUUGGCUGUAAAAUCAUUAGAGGAGGAAAGGAAUGUCCCACUGGCAACUGAUUUGAUCCGAAUAAGCCAGUAUAGAUUCACGGUUUCAGACUUGAUGAGAAUGGAAAAGAUUGUGUUGGAGAAGGUGUGUUGGAAAGUCAAAGCUACUACUGCCUUUCAAUUUCUACAACUCUAUUAUUCACUCCUUCAAGAGAGCUUGCCAUAUGAAAGGAGGAACAGCCUUAAUUUUGAAAGACUGGAAGCUCAACUUAAGGCAUGCUACUGCAGGAUCAUAUUUUCUAAAGCAAAGCCGUCUGUGUUGGCAUUGUCUAUCAUUGCAUUGGAGAUCCAAGCACUGAAGUGUGUAGAGUUAGCAGAAGGAGCAGAAUGUCUUCAGAAACAUUCCAAGAUAAAUGGCAGAGAUUUGACUUUCUGGCAAGAGCUUGUAUCCAAGUGUUUAACUGAAUAUUCAUCAAACAAGUGUUCCAAACCAAAUGUUCAGAAGUUGAAAUGGAUUGUUUCUGGGCGUACUGCACGGCAACUGAAGCACAGUUACUACAGAAUAACUCACCUUCCAACAAUUCCUGAAAUGGUCCCUUAAUUGGAUUAAUACAGCAACAACAAAACUCUUCUUUGAAGCCUUUCUCCACAAUCCUGAGCUGUGGAUUUCAUCAUGUUGUAAUGGAUUUAAGCUGUGAAGCCUCAAAACAUCACAACUAGAUUAACAUUGGUGUUUUCAGAUUUGGGGAAAUUGCCUAAUUAACAUUACCCUAUAGUGGGAUUAUCCACAUUUGAAUUCACCUGUGAAGCAUACAAAUCAAAGCUAACAGCAUAAAUGUGAAAAGCUAAUUGACAAACCUGGGAAGUUAAACUGUGAAUCGUCAUUUCUAACAUUGAUCCAGCUUUCUACAUCGGGUCAUUAUAUUGUAUUUAGGUGGUGUUAAAAAUGGUAACCUACUUAACUUAAAAUUUAAAUAAUGAGGUUUACAUCAAAACCAACAUUUCAUAAAUGCACUUUUAAGGCAUAACAAGGGUCAUUAUUCUAGGCAGUGAAAAUAGUUUCUUGGCACCUAUAAUGCAAAUAACAGAUAAUCCAGAGAUGUGGACUUUAUUGCUACAUGAGAAUUACAUUUAAAUUUCAGGGCAUUUUACAUAAAGCAAACUACAUACCUAGUAAUUUUGGCAUAUUUAAUCUUCUAGAAAACAGGUGAUGUUUGUACCCAUGAUUAAAAAAUUUUAUAUAAAAUUGACUGCCUCAAUGCAGUCCCAUCAAGAAAAUUAUUAUAGUAGUAACUCAAAAUAACAUCACUCUGAAAACUUUCUGAAAAAUUUGCACUCCAGAAGUUUUUACUAGGGACUGUUUUUAUAAAACCAUCAUUGCUUCUAAUUUAGAAUUUUGCUUAGAAAGAAGCAAAAUACACUUUCACUAAUUACCCCUACUGUGCCAAAAAAGUGUUAAGUAGACAUCUUCAUAAUUAUAAGGUUGCUGAAGUAGUAUUCAGGACGUUGGUGAAUCUAAGGAGAUGUGCAGUGUUAAAGUUCUAUAAACAGUUCUUCAGUGCAAUGUAUGGCCUGAAUAUAUCCAGGAUGGCUGUACCCAACUUGGGCAUAUUAUACGUAGAUAUGCAUUGGAAAAUAAACCAAAGAGCCACAGUAUAUCUUAUGCUUUUGUAAACCAUGUUUUAUGGAUAACUUUCCAGUUUGCUCAAAAGAUUGAUAAAUUUCAAUAUUUUGAAUACAUCAGUGUUAAUUUUGAGUUGACAGAGGUAACAUAACCAACUACCAUUAUGUUUUGGUACUAAGGGAUACCUUUCAAUAAAGUUACUGAAAUGCA